Messenger RNA from Aspergillus ibericus CBS 121593, 667 nucleotides. RefSeq lists its product as uncharacterized. Lineage: Eukaryota; Fungi; Ascomycota; Eurotiomycetes; Eurotiales; Aspergillaceae. The transcript is spliced from 2 exons. The record is from RefSeq and is a predicted model, not a curated record. Bases 1 to 570 code for a protein of 189 amino acids.
AUGCUCACCCCCGCCCUCACCACCAACUGCAGCACCAGCCCCUUCACCGUGAUGUCCGUCCGCUCCGGCUCCCCCAUCCAAUACCUCUCCCUAACCGCCGCCUCAACCAACUUCUACCUCGGCGGCACGACCUCAUCCGCCUGUCCAUCCGACAUCGCAGCCUACGAUGCCUGUCCACCCGGCAACCAAACCGUAAUCGACGGCAACAAUUACCUUGACUCCGCCUACGUCCAAGAAAUCUACAUUGACCCCACCGGCGCCGUCAAAUUCGUCGAAGCCCACACAACUUACAUGCCCAGUGGCGCAUCCACCAGCACGUUCUGCUACACCCCUGGUACCGACUACGGAUCCUGGACGUAUACCGGCCUCGGAGCGACGGGGUUCAUGGCGUGUCCGAUUCCCGCGGAUGAUGAGGCGGAGGUGCCUGAUGCGGGCCCGUAUCAGGUGUUUGCGGCGAUGGCGAAUGCAACGGUGCCGACGGGGAAUGUCUCGGAUUGUUUGAGGUUUGAGGCGGUUGCGGUGGGUUGGAGUGGGACGGAGGGGAGUGUGGCGGCGUGGCAGUAUGACUGAGUGCAUGCCCGGGGGAUGUAAUGGGAUAGGGAUGGAUUGGGUGGGGGGAGGUUAGAUGUUUGAUGCUAGUUGUGAUUAUGGAUUCAGUUUAGUUGGU